GUGGCGCCGCCUAGCACCGGGAACGCGGCACGCGUGGAACCAGGUGUGGCAUCCAGCCAUGCUGCUGCUGCCCAGCCCCAGACCUCCAUGGGCGCUACCACGGUGGGUGCUGCGCUUCUGGCUGCAGGUUGCGCUGCGCGGAUGACGCCCAAGGGAAAGGGACAGCGAAAGGCCGUGAAGCUUGCGGCAGUGAGCACCGACACCGAUGUGGAAACCGACUGCAUCAACUCCAUUCGCUUUUUGGCGGUAGAUGCGGUGAACAAGGCCAACUCGGGCCACCCCGGUGCACCCAUGGGGCAGGCACCGAUCGGCUACCUCCUGUUCGCCGAAGAGAUGGCGUACAACCCCAAGGACCCUUCGUGGUGCAAUCGUGACCGCUUCGUGCUCUCGUCGGGCCACGGCUGUAUGCUGCAGUACUCCCUGCUGCACCUGGCCGGAUACGACAGCGUGGCGAUGGAUGACCUGAAGCAGUUCAGGCAGUGGGGCUCCAAGACCCCCGGCCACCCGGAGAACUUCGAGACGGAUGGCAUUGAGGUCACGACUGGCCCGCUUGGUAUGGGCAUCUCCAAUGCUGUUGGCUUGGCUGCCGCAGAAGCUCACAUGGCGGCCGCAUACAACAAGCCGGACUUCACUCUCAUCGACCACUACACCUACACCAUUGCGGGCGACGGCUGCAUGCAGGAAGGCAUCUCCCACGAAGCCUGCGCCUACGCUGGCCACCUCGGGCUGGGCAAGCUCAUUGCUUUCUACGACGACAACGGCAUCACCAUCGAUGGCCACACCGACCUUUCCUUCACUGAGGACGUCGGCAAGCGAUUCGAGGCCUACGGCUGGCAGGUCAUCACUGUGAGUGACGGCGACAAG
Molecule: messenger RNA, 864 nt
Organism: Symbiodinium necroappetens
Lineage: Eukaryota; Dinophyceae; Suessiales; Symbiodiniaceae
Source: the annotation of a GenBank genome assembly